GAAACAAGAACAGGAUUGAAACGGAACACAGAGGUGUUUAUAACAGUGUUCGCCUCCCUUUUUUUCGAGCACACCGUGGAUUUAUUCAUUCAUAAAACACAGACCGGAAAUGGAAUCAAUAAACUGAAAAUCCUUUUUAAAUCAGACACUACAGUUUCAAAUUGAAACGCGACCGGACGCGUGACCUUUUAACCGGAAACAGUGCUCACGGCGCGAAAAGGAGCCGAGGAAUAAUACACCAGCCGUCUUUUUCUGCUUCAAAUACACGUAUAAAGAGACGUAUAGCGGUGGCGUGUGAUCGGUUACCAUACGGGAUUAUUGUUUGACGGAUCAAAUUAAAGCGACAGUCGUUACAUUGACAGAGAGGGAGAUUUGACAGCCUUGAAAUGAGAUCAGGAAAAGCACGUAACAAAAACAACAACAACAACAACUUUGAAGACAGCAGCGAUGAACCUUUGCCCAUUGCUUCUCUUCGGCUUUUGGCCCCUCCACUGAGACUGGUUUCUGCGGCCAUGUGGAAAGUGAUGCAGCAGAGGGAUGUGAUGUUGUAUGGAAAGCUGGAGGAGUUUGUGACGUCUGUGUCGGGGACCGUGCCUGGGUUGUUGAUUUAUAGACACCAGGCCAAGCUGACUGUGGGUCUGCGAGCACGGCUGAUCUUGGAGCAGCUCCGUGUGGUCCAGUCUUCAGACACAGAGCUCAUUCUCCAACAGCUAGAGAGACUGCAUGCUCCUGCCAUCCCCAACAAUAAAAGAAAGAGAACUGAUCAGAAAGUGGAGACGGCUGUGAAGAACUUCCACACGCUGGUGCGGACUCUGCUGGGGAAUCCGGCGGAGAGAGAGCAGUUCUUUAAGGAAGAGUUUGACUCUCAGUAUGGGCCUCAGUAUGACUCCGCUCUGGAGAAGCUGCUCUGGGAGUUUCUGACCAGACUGGACCAGCUGCUUCCAGUCCCAGAUCUCGCUCAGACUGUAUCGUGGCUCACUGAAGCUCCAGCUGUUCUUGAGGAGUGUGUGCGCUCAGCAUCACAGCCGCAACUCCUAAAGACUCUACUGCAGCAUGAAAAAUGUCUUGGACACCUGGACUCUGCUGCAUCUGUUCCCUCUUCCACUGGGGACUCCAUCCUCUCAUCACUUUCCCUCCCUCUCUCGGGCAAAGUGCGAGACAGCGACCUGUCAGGAUCCACUCCCACGCCGAACAUAAUUCCGAGUCCCACCUCAUCGACACAAAAAUCCGAUAAGAAGCAAGCAAGAGGAUCCGGGUCCCACAUCAACCCAGUUAUUGGCUCAACGUCAACGACAGGUAUCCCACGUGAAGCUUCAACCAAUCAGAAUGUAGCAUCCAUUUCUGACAAGGACAGUGAGGAAGCUGUUUCAGAGGUUUCUAGUUACACAUUGGUCAAAUCAAAGUCGUGUGAAAAAAGGGAGCUCUUGGAGAACGUUCCAGAUGAGGAACACUGCGUAGGAAAGGUGCUGAUCACAGUAAUCAGUCAAACACCUACACCUACGAGCAGUGAAGUUGAAGAGGAGGACGAAUCUCAAAUCAGACCAGUGAGAAAAAGUAGUCGGAAAAGUGACGUAAAACAUAAACAAAGUACAAGGACUGGUGACAAAAUGCCGGAUAUAGGAAGAAAGAGAAAAAGAACAAAGAGCAGUAAGACACCUUGCAGAAAUUCCCAAGACACAAAGCAACGGGAGAUGGAAGGUCUGCAUGCUGACCUUGAUUCCCCUAUGACCCGUCAGCUUAGAGUCAUCAUCCCAAGACUGGACCUGAAACAAUAUAGAACAGAGACCAAUGAGGACCAUCCUACAACGUCUUCAAGACAACCCGUCGCUGAUGGCGCGUCUCCAGUGAGAAACGUCGAUGCCGCAAAUCGAAAGAGAAAGCUCAGUUUCACAGCGACCCCUGAGAAGAACCUGAGCUGCAAUCAUGAUAAGCAAGUAAGUGCUGGCUCUCCCUGCAUCCCCACACUCACGCCUGUAAGGAUGGAAAGUGCAGUAUUUCCUGUAGCUGAAUCAACUGAUGACAUUAUUGUAGAUUCAGAAGAUGAAGCCACUGAGAAAGUAAAAGGCAGGCUAUUUACAAAGCGAUACUGCAAGACAAAGAGUGACACGUACAUUCCCACUUUACACGAGUUCUGGACUCCUGCCUUCCGCCGUGAUCUGCUCUCGCCAGGAAACGGGUGCAGAUGAGGUUUGGUUUAAUGACCAUUUGACUGAAUUAUAAGCACCUGUAUUUAUUGCCCCAAUGCAGCUUUUUAUUUGUAAUUUUUUAUGUUUUUCAUACAAUGUCACCUUGUACAGAAUUGUUUUUUAUAUUUAUACAGUAGGUCAGAAUUAAAAUGGACGCAGCCUGUUAAUAAAGUACUUUUUAAAACAUUUUAAAAAUAAAUAGCAAUAUUUAUGCAUGGUUUACUAUA
Silurus meridionalis is the source of this 2413-nucleotide messenger RNA. RefSeq names its product TERF1 (TRF1)-interacting nuclear factor 2 (gene tinf2). Gene Ontology annotation, cellular component: shelterin complex. Lineage: Eukaryota; Metazoa; Chordata; Actinopteri; Siluriformes; Siluridae. The transcript has 10 exons. Gene Ontology annotation, molecular function: telomeric repeat DNA binding. The record is from RefSeq and is a predicted model, not a curated record. Gene Ontology annotation, biological process: regulation of telomere maintenance via telomere lengthening; telomere capping. The coding region runs from base 387 to 2186 and encodes 599 amino acids.